Molecule: messenger RNA, 7076 nt
Organism: Mya arenaria
Lineage: Eukaryota; Metazoa; Mollusca; Bivalvia; Myida; Myidae
Product: serine/threonine-protein kinase Nek1-like
Exons: 41
Coding region: 108-4670 (1520 amino acids)
Biological process (GO): protein phosphorylation
Molecular function (GO): ATP binding; protein kinase activity
Source: RefSeq, a predicted model, not a curated record
AUUUCAUCCUGUAAACUUCCGGAAUCUAAAAUGAAAAAAUGAAAUUCAUUUUAACGCAAAACAUUCAAUUAUCUUAAACAAGUGCAUUAAAUAUAAAUGCUUAAAACAUGGAAAAGUACGUUAAGGUGAGGAAAAUAGGCGAAGGAGCCUUUGGAAAGGCAGAACUGGUCAAGCGGAAACAAGAUGGACUUCAAAUGGUCAUUAAGGAGAUCAAUAUCAUGAGGAUGAAUGCUAAAGAACGUGAAGAUUCCAGAAAAGAGGUAGCUGUUCUUGCACAGUUAAAGCAUCCAAGUAUAGUAGCCUACAAGGAAUCAUUUGAAGAGCAUGGUUGUCUAUUUAUUGUUAUGGACUACUGCGCAGGAGGUGACCUGUAUGCCAAAAUCAACAGUCAACGUGGCAUUCCCUUUGGAGAAGAACAGAUUCUGGACUGGUUUGUGCAAAUGUGCCUUGCCAUUAAACACAUCCAUGACCGGAAAAUCCUACACAGGGACAUUAAAUCUCAGAAUAUAUUUUUGACAGCUCGGGGUUUGGUUCAGCUUGGGGAUUUUGGUAUUGCGAAGGUUCUCAACAGCACAGUGGAGCUGGCUCGAACAUGUAUCGGGACACCAUACUACCUCAGCCCAGAGAUAUGUGAAAAUAAGCCUUACAACAACAAAAGUGAUAUAUGGUCCCUUGGGUGUGUGCUGUAUGAACUAGCAACCUUAAAACAUGCCUUUGAAGCUGGCAACAUGAAAAAUCUAGUUUUGAAAAUUAUAAGAGGUUCAUAUCCACCAUUAUCACCAAAAUACAGCUAUGAUUUGAGAAACCUUGUUUCAGCCUUGUUCAAACGAGCACCAAGAGACAGACCUUCCAUCAAUUCUGUACUGAGGAAACCAUUUAUAUCACAGAGAGUCCCAAAGUUUCUAUCAACAGAGGAAUUGGAGUCAGAGUUCAGCCAUACAGUGAUGCAUGGACACAAGUUGGGCCGUGCCCUCCCUCCCCCACCAAAACCCGCGGCACGACCUCCUUCAGCCUCCCGUAGUCGUCCAGAAAAUGGACCUGGGGCUGCAGCAGGCUCUGCCGGCAAGAAAUAUGAUCCCUCAAAAAUAUAUGGUCAGCCAGUGGUGAGGAAAUCCAAGGAAAAUAGGGCACCAGCCAAGAGGCCAGGAAGUGCAGGUGGAUCCCGUCCAGGAAGUGCUGCUGGUUCCCGCCCAGGAAGUGCAGCUGGUGCCCGUCCAGGUAGUGCCUCUGGUUCCCGUCCUGGAAGUGCAGCUGGGAGCAGGCCUUCCAGUAGCCAGGGGUCAAAGGAACGCCUGCCUAUUUCACCAUCAUAUAAGGAACUCCAGAAGCGUCGUCAGGAGUUGUUGGAUCGGGAGAAGAAACGACGUGACGAGGGACGACGGAGAGAUGAGGAGGUGAAACGGAGAGAGCUUGAGAAACGACAUCGUGACCUGCAGGAGAAACAGAGGCUUGCAAGAAUGCACAAGGCCAGGGAGGAGGGGUGGACCAGUUUGAUAGGGUCCAUGGAAUCUGACAGCGGGAAGGAUAACAAGAGGGAGGAAGUGAGAGAACCGGUCCGGGCGGCUGGGAUCGGUGGACCAGCAAUAGGGGUUCAGAGGCCUAUAGCUGGGCCAGCAGGUGACCAGAAUGGAAAAGCAGCGCGAGGGAAAUACGAGCAUUACAACCAGUAUCUGGACAAGCUUGAACAAGACAGGGAGAUACGGAAACGGCAGGAGGGAAUCCCACCUAAAGCCCCAGUCCAAGCAUACAUGGGAGCCCCUAAACCACUGCCAGCUGGCCCCGCCCAUGUGAGGCCCCUUCCUGGCACCCCUGAUCCCUGGAGAAGGGCCCCUCAACCGUCACCAGUAUACCAACAGUACAACCAAAGAGGAGCAAACCAGCAGCAGGAGCGUGCUGAGCUGGUGGAGGAUUUCAUCAGCCGGCGGAAAGCAGCAGCAAACAACAAGAUGCGGGGGCAAGCAGAGUUGUUUGGGCCAUCCAAUCCCAGCGAUCCUCGGAGAACACCGACACCUGUUAACAAACCGAGCGCAGGGAACCAGGCCGGUUCAGCAGCAGACGCUAGGAACCGUGAGGAGCAGGAAUACCUGGAGAAACUGCGGCAAAUACGGCAACAAAAUUACAACGAACGACGCAACAUGCAGGCACAUGGGGACAAGGCCGGAGCAGAGGAGAGGAAGAAGAAAGCUGAGGCUCUUAAGAAACAGGCUGAGGACUGGGCUAAACAGAGACAGGAAGCCCUGGCCAAGAAGAAACAGGACUUCUUUGACAGGGAGAGACAGAAAAGAGAGAUGCAAGGCAGAAGGCCUAUGGCCCCUUCCCCAGCCCCAGCAUUUCCUAUCACAGGGGCAGUUCACGCCCUAGGGGUCAACCCCAGGGUAAUAGGGGAGGCUCCGCCACCACAACCGGGGCCUGGUAUCACCAAUGUUCUCGGUGCUCUGGGUGGUCCGGCCAGGGGCGUGGCAGAUGAGGACCAAGAUAGGGCCAAGACACCAAUGCAAAAACAGAAGGAAAGUAUACUUAAAAAGUUAAAUGAAAAGGGACCACCCAAAGAAGAGGCACCCGAGUCCGCAAGGCCCCGGUGGGGUGAGGGUGGCCCGGGCUUGAAGUUUGCCGAGAAACCUGAAACCAUGGAAGUAGCCCGACCCCAGUGGGGUGGAGGUGGCGUGGGCUUGAAGCUUGCAGAGAAACCUGACACACCAGAUCCCGCCCGACCACAGUGGGGAAACGCACCCUCCCUCGACCUAGCACAGAUGGCUCUUGAGGAGACAUCCUCACAGAUGGAAGCAACAAGUGCACGGGACCGUGUUAUAAUGAACCCAGAUUCUGUACGGCGCCAAUGGGGCCGGCCUGGGGAGACUGUGGUAAAGGCCCUUCAAGGGGUGCCUCUUGCAGAACAGACCAUGGCCAGUGAUAAGUCAGAGGGCAGCCUAAGCUCUGCCUCAACUGGGGAAGGUCCCACCCCUUCCGCUGCGAUUGGUUCUACCAUUACAAUCACAAAGGCUCCAGCUAUCACAAAGGGAACAAUAACCAUCCGAACUGCUGAAGAAAACAAGAAACAAGCCACCGAGAGUGAGCUACAACCACCAACAUCGACAGAAGAUGAUGACCGAUUGUCUACAAUCCCGGAAACAGCAAGCUCCCAGCUGGACUCUCCCACGAAGGGCAGGUCACCCACAAGAUCUCCAACACAAGCACCCACAGUUACUUCCCUUGUUGGCAAAACAGUAGAUAACAUUGUAGCUGAGCCAGAAAAUCAAAAGAAAGACUCUGAACAGAUUGUUGAAUCUCAUGUUGAAGCAGAUGAGAAAAAAGACUCUCCAACAAAGGAGGUAGUUAAGCCCCCAAUUCCUGCUAGAAAACCGCCAUUGCCAGAAAAGCCUGUUACGUUGCCUAAACCAGUGCUUUUACCAAAGCCAGAUGCCCCAAUGGAGUUUGCACCAAGUCGGCCUUCAUCAGUGAAGAGUUUGGGGGCGGGAACAUUCUUUGAGAAGGUGAAUGAGGAAACCGACCAAGCAGAAAAGAAACCAAUUGACCAAUCAAAGAAACCAGAAGACGAUGUUGUUGUCAAAGAGCUCUCAGAUGAAGGGGAGAAACGCAAGACAGGUCUAGUUUUGGGUAUGACGAUGGGCAGUUUUGACAUCGGGCACCGUGAACUUCUCCGAACCUGCUCGGAGCCCGACCUGGCGGGGUUGUUCCGCACUAUGACCCAGGAGAGCCCAGUGAAGCCCAGGGCCCAGAGUCUGGAGGAUAUGACCACUGUUGAAGAGGAGGAGGGGGAAGAUGACGAAAACAUUGAAAAUGUUUACAGCAACAUGGAGCGAGCAGUUGAGUCAGCUGAGGCAUCUCAAGAAAUCGAGGGGGAGGACAUGGGUGGGGCGGGAGAUGGAAAUAAGGGGGGUGAGUCUGGACAGGGGGAAACGGAGGGAGAAGGAGCUGAACAGGAGGAGGAUGGAGAAAACUUCGAAGAUGAUGAAGAUGAAGACAUGGCUGACCUUAUCAGUGUGAGAGCCACCAUGCAGAGCCUGUUAUGUGAUGAUUCUGAAGAGGACAGCAAGAAAAGCCCAGUGAAGUUCAGCCUGUCGAGUGACCGUGAGGGAAACGACGGGGACCUCGAUACCGAGGAGGAUACGCCGGAUGGCGCCGGGCUAUCGGGGGAGGGGGUGGAUGAUACAGGGGAGGGAGAAGAUAUGGAGGGCGAUGGGGAGGAAAUCAGCGGGGAAGAAGGAGACCAGGAUGCCGAAGAUGGCGAUAUUGAGGAUGAUGACGGAGAGGAGGAGAAUGAAGGCAGUGGUGGUGAUGCAAACAGGUCUGACUCAGUGGACAAUGAGAACCCAGAGACUCCGGAUGGCAGCAGGGAUGAUGGCAUGUCGGAGCUCUUCCCUACUGAUGACAGUGACAGCGAGUUCAAUGAUGAAGAGGACAUGGGCGACUUUGAUCUGUUUGGGAGACUUGAGGAAACCCGGGCUCAGUUAGAGGAAGCCUUGGGCGCAGACAAGCUCAUACAGGUCUACAAAACCAUACAGGCUCUGCAGGAGGAUGAGGAUGAGAAUAUGGAGGAAGGGGCCAGGAUCGCUCAGGACCUUCUGGGACCUUCACAUAUACACCUGUACCCCAAAGUAUUCCAGCUUGUUAUGGCCGAUGCUGCAUUUACUGAUGACAACAUAAGCUGAUGAAAACAAGGCCACAUCAUUGAUAAGACACAUCACAAAUUCAAGCCACAACGGAAUAUUGAUCAAUGAUUGGAUAUAUGUUUACCACCAAGAUAUGUGUGUAGAGGGGCCAACUUGUAAAUUUAUUAAGUAAAGCCAGCUUUAUGUUGACCUUUCAAACCCUUCGAAUGAUUGUGCAAUGAUAAGUAAGGUAUUACAUAAAGACAAAUAGCUUGUUAGCUUGGUUAAUAUUUCACGAUUUUUUGUUCUUAAGCAAUAAAGCAAAAAUUAAAAUUUGCAACCCAAAUAUUUAUUUAUCAUCAGAUAUCAGGAAUUCCUUUUACUUGCGGAAUGAUCCAUUCAUAAAAAAUUGUGAAUAUUAAGCUCUGCUCAAAAUAAAAACACUAAAUAUGUGAAUGGUAUUUUGCCAUACAAAUUCUAUAAUUCUUAUAUUUAUUAUAUUGUCUCACUUUUCUGUUAGUGAUUAAAAUAUAUAUAUAUGUUUUGUUUAUUUUAUGUUUAUUACAAUAUUGUUGUGAUAUUCACAAUGUGCUAAAUAUUAUCACAGGGUGAUAGAGUUUUAUAUAUAUAUACUAAGAUGGUUGUAUGAAACUGUAAAAAACACUUUUUUUACUUGUAAAAUUAUAAACAGAAAUUAAUUCAUAUUCAUUGUUUAUUGAUGAAUGUCAAAGAUAAUCAAAUGUUCAUUACCUUAAUUAUGGGUUCAUGAUCAAAGUUACAGAUGAACAAACUAGUCUGAAAUUCCAUAGUUUUGGAUUUAGGUUAAAAAACUAUCCAAUUAACAAAUGUAUGAAUUCUGGAUGCCUGGAACUCCAUACUAUAAUGGGAUCCUUUGAAAGAGUUUUUGUGUAGAGACAGAAUAUACAGUAAAUACACCAAAAAAUUUUUAUACAAAAAUGUUUUAUUGGCCUUUUAGGAUGUCAAAUUAGGCCAAUUUACAUCUUCUUUCAGUUGAAAUUAAGACAAUAUAGCUUUGUCUGUUUUCUGUAUUAAAAAUCAGCGAGCAAUACCGUUUCGGAUGAUUCUAAAAUUGUUUGGGGUCACCAAGCAUUCAAAUUUAACAUGAUAACCAGUGGCGAAAUGAAAUGACAUCUUACAUCAAAUAUCUUCAAAUUGUAUUAUAGCUUGGCUUUUUUUAGGCGCAACUGUAUACAAGAACAUUAAACAAUCCAUAGUUUGUUUUAUUCUGAUUAUGAAUCUUGUCUUUCCCCAUAUAGUUAGAAAGCUUCUGUUUUCCGUCCAUUCAAUGGGUAUAACCACUUUUACUUGAAUGUAACCAGUACAUUUAAUACAUGUAUAUGUUUACUGUGUUUGGUGACUCGUUUUAACAAAAAGGGCCAUGGUUUCACUGUAAUAAUUUACACCUCAAUUUCCAUUCCUUAAAUGAACUGCCUUUUGGCAAUUGUGAUUAUCAUCUAAUGAAUGCAACAUCUUCGGAUAUGUUCGGAUCGGAUCGCUAAUCAUCGCAUAACAAUAUACAUGAAAAUUAUUGAUCUUGUUUAUUCCUUAAAUACAAAUAUGACUUCACUUAAGGUAAUAUAUAUAUAUAUAUAUUAUAAGUAUAUAUUAUAAGUAUUAUAAACUAAUAUUUUUCACAUCAUCUAUGGUAUAUGAGGUAUAAAUUCAACACAGCUUUUUGCACUUCUGACAAAUAGUAAAGUUGUAAGAACAAGAUUUGAAAUGUUCUAUUCUUUUUAAUGCCUUCUUAUUUUUAGAAUUUUAGAUUUUGAUCAACUGCUUUUUUCUAGUACGGCUCUGGUCAAUUUUUCGAAAGUUCUUAAGCUUAACAGGCUUAUUAAGAAUCUUAUUUCAAUGAGCAAAAGUACAUAUUUCAAUUUGAUUUAAUAAAUGAAAAAUGGUUUCUUAUGGUCAUGAUAUAUAUAAUUCAUAUUCGAAGUCUAAAACUCCUACUGAAGUAACUAUGAUGCAAAUUAUUGAUAAACAAAAAAAGAGUGAGCUUAGCUUAAUCCUGUUAUAAUGGUUUAGAGAAAUUUGGGCCUGAGGUUUAGCGACACUUUGUUUGUUCAUGGGAGUUUAUUUGGUCAGUGUAUAGUAAAAUUUAAAAUAAAAAAAGCAAACCUUUCAACUAAAUCUUUGUGUAACAUAGGUUACAUGAGAAUAUUAGCUGCAAUUUUUACAAUGUAUUCCGUCCAUGUUGUUCUGAAAGGAUACACAUCUACAUAGCAUAAUUACUGUAAUAGUUUUCUGUUGAUGAAUGUUUAAAAUGGACCAUUACACCACCAUUAGUGAAAAAUACCAUGUUUAUUUUCUUCUAUUUUGUAUCAACAUUUUUGUUCUUUUGUGUUUGCCAAUUCAUGUAAUUUUGCUGGCUUUUUGUCCAAUAUUAUCUUUGUGCUAGCUAGUUCUUAGAUGACAAAAUAAAUCUAAUAAAAUUUAUGAAAUAUC